AUGGAUGGAGCACAGCGCAACCAAGGAGGUACUCCAGGCGAUCUAAUACGGCGUUCGGCCAGCAUGGGGUCCGAAGGGGCCUCAACAAGCAUCACAGAAGGGCAGGUGGAUAACUAUUCCAAAAUGAUCAUCACGGAGCUAUCGCAACUGGAGGGAGAAGGGGUUAUCCGACGCUGCCAGAAACCGGAAACAUACCUAAUACACUCCGCAUUCAUGAUUCUGCAGAGAUCAACGACCGUGCCGAGAAGAAAGCGUUCCGGGCGGAAGGUCUAG
Messenger RNA from Sphaeroforma arctica JP610, 273 nucleotides. RefSeq lists its product as hypothetical. The transcript has a single exon. Lineage: Eukaryota; Ichthyosporea; Ichthyophonida. The record is from RefSeq and is a predicted model, not a curated record. Bases 1 to 273 code for a protein of 90 amino acids.